Messenger RNA from Meloidogyne enterolobii, 540 nucleotides. NCBI's taxonomy places the organism in Eukaryota, Metazoa, Nematoda, Chromadorea, Rhabditida, Meloidogynidae. The record is from the annotation of a GenBank genome assembly.
AUGCGAACCUCGUGUACAACUUCUACCUCUGCCUAUACUCAAUGGCGGGAAAAAUGCACAGAUUUCGAAUCCAAGCCUUCGUCGCCGUGCAUUAAAAAGACAUCCCUUGUUAAUCUUCUAUGUCAAUUCAAUGGAGGGUGCACACCCGAAACUUUGCACUGUGAGAUGCGUAAAAGAACUGAGGAGAAUCUAAAAUAUAUUCAACAACUAUCUGGAAUGACUGAAGAAGAUGUUAUCUCUGCGGGAAUUGGUCAAAGAAUUUUGAUGGAUGGCCACACCCCUGUAAACGGCAAAGGACUUAUCACAAAUCAUUUACAUAAAUUUCAAAUGGAGUUGUACCCUUGCAAGCUAACUAAAGUUGGUGAUGAUCGUGUUUUCGCACUUAGAGGAUACCUUCAAGUUACAAUAAGGCAAUACUUCUACGUCCGACACAGAAUAAAUCUGUAUCUUCUCCGACUACCUGUGCUUUGCGUGUUUGGGGGGAAGAAUCAUCAAUACUUUUACCCCCUUGAAUGCAUCGAUGUUAUUACAGAAGAAUAG